Messenger RNA from Solanum verrucosum, 1491 nucleotides. RefSeq names its product cytochrome P450 94C1-like. Lineage: Eukaryota; Viridiplantae; Streptophyta; Magnoliopsida; Solanales; Solanaceae. The coding region runs from base 1 to 1491 and encodes 496 amino acids. The record is from RefSeq and is a predicted model, not a curated record. Gene Ontology annotation, molecular function: oxidoreductase activity, acting on paired donors, with incorporation or reduction of molecular oxygen; heme binding; monooxygenase activity. The transcript has a single exon.
AUGGCCUCUACUACUAAUUUCUUUAUUAUUCUUCUCUUUAUCAUCUCUUUUUCCUUCUUCUUAUUUCUCCUUUCCUACUUUGUUAGACUAAAGUUUUUAUGCAAAUGUGAAAUUUGUCAAUGUUACAUGACAUCAAGUUGGUACCCUCAAUUCACAAAUUUAUGUGAUUGGUAUACUCAUCUUCUUCAAAAAUCCCCUACUAGAACUAUUCACAUCCAUGUUCUUGGUAACACCAUCACCGCAAACCCUAAAAAUGUUGAAUACAUGCUCAAAACAAGAUUUGAUAAUUUUCCAAAAGGGAAAAAUUUCUCAACUAUCUUAGGUGAUUUUCUUGGUAGAGGUAUUUUCAAUGUGGACGGAGAUUUAUGGCAAUUUCAAAGGAAAAUGGCUAGUCUUGAACUCAGACGAAGUUCAAUAAGAUCAUUUGCAUUUGAAGUAAUGAACACUGAAAUCCAAAAUAGACUUAUCCCAUUAUUAGCUUGUGUUGCUAAUAAUAAAGAUAAGAUUUUGGAUUUACAAGAUGUUUUUAGGAGAUUUUCUUUUGAUUGUAUUUGUAGAUUUUCCUUUGGAUUAGAUCCAAAGUGUUUGGAAUUAUCACUUCCAAUUUCACAAUUUGCUAUUUCCUUUGACUUAGCUUCACAAUUAUCAGCUAAAAGAGCUAUGCAUGUGUCUUCAAUUGUAUGGAAAAUCAAGAGAUUUUUCAACAUAGGGAGUGAAAGGAAGUUGAAAAAAGCCAUCAAAUUGAUUAACAUACUAGCACAAGAAGUCAUAAGGCAACGUCGAAAAUUAGGGUUUUCGAAUCAUAAGGAUCUUCUAUCAAGAUUCAUGCAAGGGGAUAUCGUCAAUGAGAUGUAUUUAAGAGAUAUUGUGAUUAGUUUCCUCCUAGCUGGACGAGACACGGUGGCAUCUGCAUCAACAAGCUUGUUUUGGCUACUCGCGGAGAAUCCACGAGUAGCUGAGAGAAUUAGAGAUGAAGCAAAUGAAGUUCUUGGACUAAAUCAAGAACUCAGAAGUUGUGAACAAUUGAGAGAUCUUCAUUAUUUACAAGCAUGUGUUUAUGAGAGUAUGAGACUUUACCCUCCAAUCCAAUUUGAUUCUAAGUUUUGUUUGGAAGAUGAUUUUUUACCUGAUGGGACUUUUGUUAAAAAGGGAACUAGGGUUACUUAUCAUCCUUAUGCUAUGGGAAGAAUGGAAGAAUUAUGGGGAGUCGAUUGUUUAGAAUUCAAGCCAGAGAGAUGGAUUAAUAAAGACGGUGUUUUUUCCCAAGAAAACCCUUAUAAGUAUCCAGUUUUUCAAGCUGGGGUAAGGGUUUGUUUGGGUAAAGAAAUGGCUCUUGUUGAGCUUAAAAGUAUGGCUCUUUCAUUCCUCCGACGAUUUAACGUUGAAUUAGCUCAUCCAUCACACCAUAUUCCUCGAUUCUCUCCUGGUCUAACCACCUCAUUACGUGGCGGUUUGCCAGUGUUUGUGAGAGAAAUUAAGAAUACUACUUAA